Messenger RNA from Linepithema humile (Argentine ant), 1287 nucleotides. RefSeq names its product coatomer subunit epsilon (gene epsilonCOP). The record is from RefSeq and is a predicted model, not a curated record. NCBI's taxonomy places the organism in Eukaryota, Metazoa, Arthropoda, Insecta, Hymenoptera, Formicidae. Gene Ontology annotation, cellular component: COPI vesicle coat. Gene Ontology annotation, molecular function: protein binding; structural molecule activity. Gene Ontology annotation, biological process: retrograde vesicle-mediated transport, Golgi to endoplasmic reticulum; endoplasmic reticulum to Golgi vesicle-mediated transport; intra-Golgi vesicle-mediated transport.
AUGGCACGUCAGCAGCAAGAUGUCGACGAGCUUUUCGACGUGAGAAAUCAUUUUUACAUCGGCAAUUAUCAGCAAUGUAUCAACGAAGCGCAAAAAAUCAAGCCAUCCUCUCCAGAAGUGGCAAUGGAGCGGGAUGUGCUUCUUUAUCGCGCAUAUAUAGCGCAGAGGAAAUUCCGUAUAGUGUUAGAUGAGAUUAACAACUCAUCUCCACUGGAGUUGCAACCACUAAAGACGUUAGCAGACUAUUUCGCCAAUCCGCAUCGCCGGGAGGCCAUAGUGACUGAGCUUGAUAAGGAAGCUAGUCAUCCAAAUCUCUAUAAUCAUAAUUUCCUGAUUGUCGCCGCAACUAUUUACUAUCAUGAAAAAAAUCUGGAAGCUGCUCUCCGAAUAUUACAUGAUGUGGACCAUCUGGAAUGCAUGGCACUAACGUUACAAAUAUAUCUCAAGAUGGAUCGUUUGGAUCUGGCUCGUAAGGAAUUGAAGGCGAUGCAGGAGAAGGACGACGAUGCUACCUUGACUCAACUCGCUCAAGCAUGGGUGAACAUUACCAGUGGUGGCGAGAAACUGCAAGAUGCUUACUACAUUUUUCAGGAAAUGAUUGAUAAACACUCUAGCACAUGUAUGCUAUUGAAUGGCCAAGCUACUUGCUUUAUUGGACAAGCAAAAUAUGAGGAGGCGGAAACAGCCUUGCAAGAAGCUCUCGAUAAAGACAGUAAUAAUCCAGAUACAUUGAUUAAUAUGGUCGUUCUCUCGCAGCAUAUGGGCAAACCGCCGGAAGUGGCUAACCGUUACCUAAGCCAGUUGAAGGAUUCUCACUUAGAACAUCCUUUCGUCAAGGAAUACUUGCAAAAGGAGAUUGAAUUCCGUAGGCUUAAAGAGCAAUAUAUAUCUUCCGCCUGAGUAUCACUCAGCAGAUUGUGGCAUUCCGUGGGAUAGGAUCGAUCGAGCAUUGAUUACGAAUGGAUCUAAGCAUGGACUUAAGCGGGCUUGACUCCAACGAAGAUUUCCAAAGAGUAAAAUUUGUCCUGUUUAGUUGGGAAACUUUUCUUCUACAACUGAAAUAGAUCCCAAGUAGAUCCGAUAUAACUAUGCAGUGCAUUUCAGACUUAGCGCAAAUCGAUUAUUGAAAAUAAAAUUUUUAUUACGCUGUCUCGUUUUUGUUGCGAGAUGCGAGGCGUAUACGAUACCUAUGCGAUAUUAAUUCGUAUAAACACUCAAGAGUUCACGAUACAGUUUUCAUGAUAAUGUUACCUAUAUAUUGAAAUUCCAAAUAUUCUAGCAAUUUUU